Oreochromis niloticus (Nile tilapia) is the source of this 3583-nucleotide messenger RNA. RefSeq lists its product as uncharacterized. Gene Ontology annotation, molecular function: nucleic acid binding; zinc ion binding. Lineage: Eukaryota; Metazoa; Chordata; Actinopteri; Cichliformes; Cichlidae. Bases 813 to 3398 code for a protein of 861 amino acids. The transcript has 2 exons. The record is from RefSeq and is a predicted model, not a curated record.
GGGAGAGACAAGACAGAGCGGUAACACGGCGGACUUUUUGGAAUGUACAACUUUUCUACUGCUGGUUUUACAAGGCGUACACGUUUUCACGGUGCUCCAUGAUUGUGAGAGGAAUAAAAGAAUUGUGGACAUCAGUACGAAGCGUGGAUUCUUUCGACCAGAGUAGAUACAGUGAAAACGUGUCCCAAUCCAUCUGGAGGCUUUGGUGUGCAAAGCUCUUCUCAUCCUGCAACAAGCUACAGGUCUCGAUUUGCAACGCGCUUCUCCUCCUGCAGCAAACUACAGGCUUCGGUGUGCAAAGCUCUUCUCAUCCUGCAGCAAGCUACAGGUCUCGGUUGCUUCUCAUCCUGCAGUGAGCUACAGGCUUCAGUGGACACGUCGCUUUGCAUUCUGUGACAACCAAACGGGAGCUGCAGAUUCAGCGGACACUCCAAGAAGUGGUUUCAGGCUAAAGCGUGAGUCCUCAGGCUAUAUUGCGCAGUUAUUAUGCCUCAAGAGUUGAUGGAUAGAACAUGAGCUACAAAUUUGCUAUAAUGGACAAGAAAUUAAUAGUGUUCAAAUUUCAGACUGUGUAAAAAAAAAAAAAAAGACAAUCUGUGGAAGUUCUGGUAAUUAUUGUUGCUUUCUUACCUAUUGUUUGCAAGCUUCAUGAAGGCUGAAACUGAAGAUUUAUUUGCUGUCAUACGUAAGAAUCUAAGCUAAGGUGGCUUUGUGUUAAUUUUAAUAAUUGUCCGCCUAUUACAUCCAUUCCAUUUUUUAAUUACCUUAGAUAUCUUGUCCUCUUCAUAAGAUACCCCCUUUAAAGUCUGAAAAUGUCUAAAGAUGGUCACAGUCACCGUGAUGUUAUGUCAGAAGUACAAGAUGCAGGGGAUUUGGAAGAGGGAAAAAGUGUAGUGUCUGAGAAAUCUGAGACAAAAACAAGAAAAUCCUCUCGUGAAAGGCGAUUAACGCCAAAAAUGCAGGAACUGAAAGAUCAAGAGUUAACUCAAAAGGAGAAGAGGUUCAAAGCAACAUAUGAGAAAUGGAAAAGCAAUGUAAGAGACAUUCGCACAAGGUUAAAGCAAGUAUGCUCUGAGUGUGACAUGUAUAAUAUGAUGGAUGAGGCUGAGAAGCUAGAGUCUGAAUUAAAGGAACAGUAUGACAGAAUUCGACUCCAAACCUCACCAAGUCAAGAAAUUCGAAGAAAGAUCGAUGCAUGCUCAGCCGUGACGGCCGAUUUGCUUCAGCUGAUGAGAGUACGUCUGACUGAAGAUGAAGGUGAGUUUGACACGGUGGCAGAAAGAUCAAGGUUACGCAUGCUACUUGAUAAUGAAUAUGCUAGGUCCAUAUAUGGAUCCACAGCCUCCAGAGUUACUGCACCCAGCUGUCACAAUUCCAACCAUCUCUCAGAGUCACCUAGCAUCUCAGCUAUGAGGGCGGAAGCAGCUGCUCAGCUGGCUGCAAAGAGAGCCGAAAUUGAUAUGGAAGCUGCCAUCGAAGCUCAGCGUCAGCAGUUGAGAAAACUUGAAAAUCAGAGGGACAUUGAUGUCAUUCAGGCAAAGCUAAAUGUCUACACUGAAGAAGAGGGAAGGGAUGGGACAUGCAGUCCUCCAUUCAGCAAAGUGAGUGAUGCACGCCCCUUCGCUCGCCACAUCCCAGAUGAAGAACGGCAGGUUGCACAAAACGAGACAUCAUUGGUCCAAUUGCUACAAGAGUCAUUAGCCCUCACUCGCUUGCCAACUCCAGAACCUUCUGUAUUCUCGGGUGAUCCUCUGAAGUUCACAGAAUGGAGCAUAAGCUUCAAAGCCCUUAUAGAGAGACGAUGCUCUGACCCUGCAGACAGGCUAUUCUACCUGCAAAAGUACAUAGCAGGUGAGGCAAAAUCUUUUCUUGAAGGCAGCUUCUACAGAAAAGAUGAAGAAGCCUAUCAACAAGCAUGGGAUAGGUUAAAUGCUAGAUAUGGCCAUUCCUUUGUAGUGCAGCGGGUUUUCAGAGAGAAGCUAAAUGGGUGGCCGAAGAUUGGUGGAAAGGAAUAUCUCAAGCUAAGAGAGUUCAGUGAUUUCCUCCAAACAUAUAGUAAUGCCAUGCCUCACAUAAAGGGCUUACAGGUUCUUAACAACUGUGAGGAGAAUCAGAAAAUACUAGUCAAGCUUCCUAAUUGGGUGACAUCUAGAUGGAACCGUUAUGUCACAGAGCAGCUAGAUCGGGGCAACGACUAUCCAAGCUUUCAUGAGUUUACUUCCUUUAUCUCUAAGGAGUCACGCAUAGCAUGCAAUCCAGUGUCAUCCUUACAUGCCUUAAGACACUCUGCAGAGGCACCACCCAGAGAGAUGAAGCGUUCAAAAGCAAACACGUUUGCCACAAAUGUGAACCCCCCAAUUCCAUCAAGCUCCACCGCUAAAUCUGACCUUGGUGAAAUCAAGUUGAGAGAUGCAGAGAAACCAAAGAAAUGGAACACACCAACACAAAAUUCCAAUAAUAGCCAGUGUAUUUGCUGUAGUGAGAACCAUUCCAUACAUAAAUGCAAGAGGCUUAUGGACAUGUCUGUAGAGGAUAAGAAAAAAUGCAUACUUGAAAAUAAGUUGUGUUUUGCAUGUCUAAGAAAGGGUCACAAUUCUAAAGAAUGUAGAAACAGGGCCACGUGUGGCAUAUGCAAAAAGAGUCACCCAACGCCAUUGCAUGAAGAUCGUUCUACAGCAGGAGCACCAUCAAUACAAGGCGCAGUUGAAGAAAGUACGUCGUCAUUAUCAUGUUGUGUGAGUGGAGGUGAAGGUGGGAGUACGUCGAUGAUAGUCCCAGUGUGGAUCUCAACACUUAGUGCUCCGGACACUGAAACCCUAGUAUAUGCACUAUUGGACACUCAAAGCAGUCACACAUUUGUUGAUCAGGAGGUGUGCGAAAAACUGCAGGCAACAAUGGAACCAGUGAAACUUAAACUUUCCACCAUGAUGGGGAGAGACUCAGUCGUGAAGAGUCAAAGAGUAUGUGAGCUCAAAGUUAGAGGAUUCUCCUCUAACAUUUCCAUCAGCUUGCCUCCAGCCCACACAAGGGACUUCAUUCCUCUUGACCGUGCACAUAUUCCCACUUGUCAGACAGCCAACAAAUGGAAACACCUUGUCAGCAUAGCCCAGGAGAUACCUCCGUUGAUGGACUGUGGUGUUGGAUUGUUGAUUGGAUACGACUGCUCCAGAGCGUUAAUUCCAAGAAGGGUCAUUACUGGGGGCGACUAUGAGCCUUAUGCUAUUGAGUCGGACCUUGGUUGGAGCAUUGUGGGAAGCGCACCACAGCGUAUGCAGGCUAAAGAUGUGACUGGUUUUUGCCAUCGAGUGUCUGUCAGAGAGGUGCCACCCAUAACACCAUUUGCUGUCAUCAAGGCCCUUGUCAGGAGUUUUCCUGUAGUGCAACUCAGGUUGGAAUAAAUGACACACAGACAGGUUUGCAAGUUUAACGUGCACACGGGUGAGAGCUCAACGGAGACUCACACCCUGCAGCAGUUGUCAGCCUUUAUUUAUACUCAAGCAUAUUUGUGUAGCAUGUUCUUCUCAGAGACGUACAGGAAGAGAUAAAAUAGAACUGUGCUGCGUGCAGGCUUCCUGUUGAGCUU